Miscanthus lutarioriparius is the source of this 816-nucleotide messenger RNA. The record is from the annotation of a GenBank genome assembly. NCBI's taxonomy places the organism in Eukaryota, Viridiplantae, Streptophyta, Magnoliopsida, Poales, Poaceae.
AUGGCGGCGAUGCCGGCGGUGCUGCUGCUGCUGACCGCGGCGACGAUGCUCUCCCCCGCCGACGCCCGAAUGCCCGGCGUGUACGGCGGCGGCGGCUGGCAGAGCGCGCACGCCACGUUCUACGGCGGCAGCGACGCCUCGGGCACCAUGGGCGGCGCGUGCGGGUACGGCAACCUGUACAGCCAGGGGUACGGCGUGAACAACGCGGCGCUGAGCACGGCGCUGUUCAACGAGGGGCUGAGCUGCGGCGCGUGCUUCGAGAUCAAGUGCGAGAACCAGCCCGGGUGGCGGUGGUGCCGCCCCGGGAGCCCCUCCAUCCUGGUGACGGCCACCAACUUCUGCCCGCCCAACUACGCGCUCCCCUCCGACGACGGCGGCUGGUGCAACCCGCCACGCCCGCACUUCGACCUCGCCAUGCCCAUGUUCCUCCACAUCGCCGAGUACCGCGCCGGCAUCGUCCCCGUCUCCUACCGCCGGGUGCCAUGCCGGAAGUCCGGCGGCGUGCGGUUCACCAUCAACGGCUUCCGGUACUUCAACCUGGUGCUGAUCACCAACGUGGCCGGCGCGGGGGACAUCGUGCGCGCGAGCGUGAAGGCGUCCAGCACCGGGUGGCUGCCCAUGUCCCGGAACUGGGGCCAGAACUGGCAGUCCAAUGCCAUCCUCGUCGGCCAGGCGCUCUCCUUCCGCGUCACCGGCAGCGACCGCCGCACCUCCACCUCCUGGAACGCCGCCCCGCGCAACUGGCAGUUCGGCCAGACCUUCGAGGCAAGAACUUCAGGGUCUGAUGAGGUCAUAUCAAAUUCGACCGCUGAGUGA